This is a messenger RNA of Physeter macrocephalus (sperm whale), 1066 nucleotides long. It is a transcript of the gene PIR, whose product is annotated as pirin. The record is from RefSeq and is a predicted model, not a curated record. Lineage: Eukaryota; Metazoa; Chordata; Mammalia; Artiodactyla; Physeteridae. Gene Ontology annotation, molecular function: quercetin 2,3-dioxygenase activity. Gene Ontology annotation, biological process: monocyte differentiation. Gene Ontology annotation, cellular component: nucleus.
AUGGCGUGGUCCAAAAAGGUUACCCUCUCACUGCUCAGCCGCGAGGAGUCGGAAGGGGUUGGAGCGCGGGUCCGCAGAAGCAUCGGCAGACCUGAAUUAAAAUAUCUGGAUCCGUUUUUACUGUUUGAUGAAUUUAAAGGCGGUAGACCAAGUGGAUUUCCUGAUCACCCGCACCGAGGUUUUGAAACAGUAUCUUACCUCCUGGAAGGGGGCAGCAUGGCCCAUGAAGACUUCUGUGGACACACUGGUCAGUUGAACCCAGGAGACCUGCAGUGGAUGACUGCGGGCCGGGGCAUCGUGCACGCCGAGAUGCCUUGCUCAGAGGAGCCAGUCCACGGCCUACAACUGUGGGUUAAUUUGACGAGCCCACAGAAGAUGGUGGAGCCUCGGUACCAGGAACUGAAAAGCAACGAAAUCCCUAAACCCAGUAAGGAGGCCGUGACCGUUGCUGUCAUUUCUGGAGAAGCCCUGGGAGUCAAGUCCAAGAUUUACACUUACACACCAACUUUAUAUCUGGACUUCAGAUUGGGCCAAGGAGCAAAGCAUUCCCAGCCUCUUCCUAAAGGGUGGACAAGCUUCAUUUAUACCAUAUCUGGAAAUGUAUAUAUUGGACCUGAUGACACACAACAAAAAAUAGAACCCCAUCACACAGCCGUGCUGGGGGAAGGUGACAGUGUCCAGGUGGAGAGCAAGGAUCCUGAGAGAAACCACUUCGUCCUGAUUGCUGGGGAGCCAUUAAGAGAACCAGUUGUCCAACAUGGUCCAUUUGUGAUGAACACAGAUGAAGAGAUUUCUCAGGCCAUUCUUGAUUUCAGAAAUGCGAAAAACGGCUUUGAAAGAGCGAAAACCUGGAAAUCAAAGAUUGGAAACCAGUGACAAGCACAAGGGCAAGUCUGGCUGCCUUCUAGGAUUUUGCCCUUUGUGGCAUCCAGCCGUUCAAUGCAUCCAGUUUCCAAAGCUCACUUCGCCAAUGCUUCUAAAGAAUUCCACACUCAAGUGAUGACAUGUUUUCUAUGGCAAUGUCUGUGAGGUAUUUCCUGGCCCAGGCAAAUAAACCUAAGUGUUG